Molecule: messenger RNA, 707 nt
Organism: Lolium rigidum
Lineage: Eukaryota; Viridiplantae; Streptophyta; Magnoliopsida; Poales; Poaceae
Exons: 3
Coding region: 1-645 (214 amino acids)
Source: RefSeq, a predicted model, not a curated record
AUGACGGCCAGAUCGCUGCCGUCCUUCUGCCUCCACCGGAUCAGGUCCGGCAGGACCGCCGCCGCACCGCCACCGAUAUGCGCCAAGGACGAGAAUGGCGACGAUGCCAAGGCGGAGGAGAAGGAGAAAGGCUGUGGUGCUGUUGCCAUAGGGAGGAAGGUGAUGGUGGUGGCUGAUGGCGGUGGCGACGAGGCCCGGACGGCGCUGCAAUGGGCGCUCUCUCACUCAGUGCGGCCCUCCGAUACAGUGGUCCUCCUCGACGUCGUCCGGAGCACUGGCAAGAACCGAGAUGAUCUAAGAGGGUAUCAGCCAUUGGAGGCCAUGAGGAGCAUUUGUCAGGCUAAGAGACCAGAGGUACGCAUCGAGCUUUCCCUUGUGGAAGGGAAGGAACGGGGGCCGACGAUAGUAGAGGCAGCAAGGAAGCAGGGUGUGUCGCUCCUCGUCAUGGGGCAGAAGAAGCGGUCGAUGACAUGGAGGCUACUAUCGAUGUGGAUGGCUGGAGGAAAAGGAACAGGGGGCAACACCGUCGAGUACUGCGUGCAGCACGCGACGUGCAUGGCGCUGGGCAUACGGAGGAAGAGUCGCAGAGGGGGAGGGUACCUCAUCACCACCAGGCGGCAGAGAGAUUUCUGGCUCCUAGCUUGAGGCUUCCUUCCUCUGGACCUUGUGAUGUGCGACCCAUAGGUGUUUACAUAGUGGGAUAGGGA